UCCGGGGAUCGUUCGAAAGGGGCGGAGCCAGCGCCGCAUCAGGACCACAGGCGCCGCCGCUCGCCUGCAUCCCCGGCCGAGUCCUCGCGGAGCAUCCUCGGGGCCGAGAAGCGAAAGGAGCCACCGCAGGCCUCUCCCGGAGGGCAUCAUCAUCAUCCUCGGGCCGCCAUGGCGGAGAUCGCCAGCCUCCACCCCAGUUUUGAUGUCUCCCCCAUCGCGGCCGGCCUCAUCGGCGCCACCGUCCUCGUGGUCUCCGUCUCCGUGACCGUCUUCGUCUGGACCUGCUGCCACCAGCAGGCCGAUAAGAAGCACAAGACGCCGCCGUAUAAGUUCAUACACAUGCUGAAGGGGAUCAGCAUCUACCCGGAGACGCUGAGUAACAAGAAGAAGAUCCUCCGGCUCCGACGAGACAAGGCGGGUCCCGCACGGAAAGAAGGACUGGGCCGCCUUUCGGUGGAUGCCGCCGAAGCCGGGUUAGCGGGCUCGGACAAAUUCCCCGGCGGGUUGAACGCGGCCCCUUGCAUCGACCAGCUUCCGAUCAGAGUUGAUUACGGAGAAGAGCUGAGCCCGGAUCAAAGCUUGACGCCCGCCGGGAGCAAAACGUCCUCGCCGUCUUCCCCGGAGGAAGAGGUCACGUUAGGGACGCUGACGUUUUCGGUGGACUACAACUUCCCCAAGAAAGCCCUCGUGGUCACCAUCCAGGAAGCGCACGGCUUGCCCGUCAUGGACGAGCACAGCCAGGGGUCGGAUCCUUACAUUAAGAUGACCAUCCUGCCCGACAAGAAGCACCGGGUGAAGACGCGCGUCCUCCGGAAGACCCUGGAUCCGGUUUUCGACGAGACCUUUACCUUUUACGGGAUCCCCUACAGCCAGCUCCAAGACCUGGUCCUUCAUUUCCUGGUGCUGAGCUUCGACCGCUUUUCUCGGGACGACGUGAUCGGGGAGGUGAUGGUUCCGCUCGCCGGGGUGGAUCCGAGCACGGGGAAAGUCCACUUGACCCGGGAGAUCGCCAAGAGGAACAUACAGAAAUGCGUCAGCCGAGGGGAGCUACAAGUCUCCUUGUCUUACCAGCCCGUCGCCCAGAGGAUGACCGUGGUGGUGCUGAAAGCCAGACACCUGCCCAAGAUGGACAUCACCGGCCUCUCAGGUAAUCCUUACGUCAAGGUGAAUGUGUACUACGGCAGGAAGCGGAUCGCCAAGAAGAAAACUCACGUCAAGAAGUGCACUUUGAACCCCAUCUUCAACGAGUCGUUCAUUUACGACAUCCCCGCCGAGCUCCUCCCCGACGUCAGCAUCGAGUUCCUGGCCAUCGACUUUGACCGCACCACGAAAAACGAGGUGGUGGGGCGGCUGAUCCUGGGCGCCCACAGCGUCACGGCGGGCGGCGUGGACCACUGGCGGGAGGUGUGCGAGAGCCCCCGGAAGCAGAUCACCAAGUGGCACAGCUUGAGCGAGUAUUAGCAGGGUAAGCCGGGGGGGCCACGAGCAGCCACGUGCAAGCUCGCACCGGUCCACGUGCAAACGAGACUGUUGACCCUUAACCCUUCCCCGACCCUUCCCUUCUGUUUUAGUUGUAGAACUAAAGAGUUUCAGCUGAUCGGUUUUUCUCUAGUGAUGUUAACUUUUGCAGGGCACACAGACACCCACACAACACACACCCAACCCACGUGUUCUAAAAAUGACGAAAAAAAA
Molecule: messenger RNA, 1692 nt
Organism: Pogona vitticeps (central bearded dragon)
Lineage: Eukaryota; Metazoa; Chordata; Lepidosauria; Squamata; Agamidae
Gene: SYT11
Product: synaptotagmin 11
Biological process (GO): vesicle fusion; calcium ion-regulated exocytosis of neurotransmitter
Cellular component (GO): synapse; exocytic vesicle; plasma membrane
Molecular function (GO): calcium ion binding; calcium-dependent phospholipid binding; SNARE binding
Source: RefSeq, a predicted model, not a curated record